Molecule: messenger RNA, 1926 nt
Organism: Exophiala viscosa
Lineage: Eukaryota; Fungi; Ascomycota; Eurotiomycetes; Chaetothyriales; Herpotrichiellaceae
Product: major facilitator superfamily domain-containing protein
Exons: 1
Coding region: 116-1582 (488 amino acids)
Biological process (GO): transmembrane transport
Cellular component (GO): plasma membrane
Molecular function (GO): transmembrane transporter activity
Source: RefSeq, a predicted model, not a curated record
CCGCAACUCACCAGUGCCAAAAUCAAGAUGGGAAUUUGUCAUAUUGGUGACUUGAUAUCUAGGUUCCGGCGAUGUCUUGUACCGCUAUACAGACAUUCUCAUAUCAGCCGUGGUGAUGGCGGAUGACCCAGAGAGACAAACUGACGUUCAAGAGGAACAAAAAGUGCCAUUGGGGAAGCCGCCCACGAACAACGACAAUGAGACCGCGCCUUCCUUCGAGAGUCCAUUCGACCUUCCGAACUGGCGGAAAUGGAUCAACACGGUCCUCCUAGCCUCGAUGACCAUGGCUGUGACGUUCGGUAGUUCAGUUUGGUCAUCUACUAUCACGGUCACGUCCAAGCAAUUCGAUGUCAGUGAGACCGUCAGUAUCCUGGGCGUGUCCCUUUACGUUCUGGGCUUUGCUCUUGGUCCUAUCGUUUGGGGACCAAUGUCCGAAUUCAAGGGUCGGCGACUGCCUCUUUUCUCGGGAUUCUUCGUCUGGCUUCUACUUCAAAUCCCGAUCGGCGUGGUGAACAACCUGCCUGCUCUUCUCGUCUGUCGAUUACUCGGUGGAUGUUUCGGUGCAGCACCAGUCGGCCUGGUGUCGGCAAUGUAUGCCGAUUUCUGGGAGCCAGCUGAACGCGGUAUCGCGACGGCGAUCUAUUCUGCUGCCGUGUAUAUUGGGCCAACGUUGGGACCGGUCUUUGGGAGUCUCGUGACGGAGAAUCCCAGCCUGGGCUGGCAUUGGACAGCAUGGUUGACCCUCAUCAUUGGAGGUGUCGUCGGCGUUCUGGCAUUCGUCUUCGUCCCGGAAACAUAUGGUCCCGUCCUGAAGCUGAGAGCAGAGACAAAAGCCCGCAACCUUACCAGAACCCCUUCCCAGAGAUCUUACGGCAAGCAAACCCCAACCUUUCGGGACUUUGUCGGCAAAUAUAUGGUCAAGCCAUUGUUGAUGCUAUGUUAUGAGCCGAUGCUGAUGGUGAUGACACUGUACGUUGCGAUUGUUUAUGGCAUCUUGUACCUCACAUUCUUCGCUUUCCCCUACAGCUUUACUGAAGGCCGCGGCUGGGAUCCUCGUGUUGGAUCUCUGCCCUUCCUGAGCAUUUUAGUCAGUGUCCUGGCUGGCUCCGUGGGCGUUGCAGUCUACUCGAAGAAAUACUAUCAACCACGACUAGUGGCACGAGGCUCUGUGCUACCGGAGGAUCGUCUUCCGCUCGUCAUGCUGGGCAGUGUAAUGCUACCAGCAGGGCUCUUUUGGUUCGGAUGGUGCUCGAGCAGCCACAUAUCACCUGUACCGCAAAUCAUCGCCGGUCUAUUCAUCGGGUGUGGAAUUAUGCUCAUUUUCACAAACUGUGUCGCAUACAUUGUGGAUAUCUAUCUACAGUCGGCCGCGAGUGCAUUGGCUGCAAACACAUUCGUCAGAAGUGCAGUCGCAGCCGGGUUUCCGCUCGCUGCGCCACGCAUGUACCGGGUGCUUGGAAUCGCUUGGGCCACGAGUGUUUUGGGAUUUUUGUGUAUAUUGCUCAUACCGGCGCCUAUUCUUUUCUACAAAUAUGGCCGCAAGCUCCGACAAAUGUCUCGGUAUGCUCCUACACCGGCCUAGCUGUCCGGACAUCAUGCUGUCCAUGGCACGAUGACCACUCUCAUCCACCCAUGUAAAGCAAGGUUACUACUGUUGGCUGAAAGGUUUAUAUGAAAAAGUUCGCGUAAGUCAGUGGUCAGGCGACACUGUCGGUGGCUUCGCCGUCCAUCGAGCUCAUGUCUUGCGGAGUGGUCCUGCAGGAACUCCUCAUCUUACUCCUCACUUGAGUCCUCGGUAUUCCAUUCCACCAAUACAGGUGGCUGCAUGACCAUCACCACCAUGCAACCUCCAACAGGGUCAACGAUCAAUGGCACGAUAGGAGGGGAAAGCUUGGAGAAAAGCUUGAGAGAAGUAGGCUAUUGACC